Ruditapes philippinarum (Manila clam) is the source of this 2662-nucleotide messenger RNA. RefSeq lists its product as uncharacterized. Lineage: Eukaryota; Metazoa; Mollusca; Bivalvia; Venerida; Veneridae. The transcript has 2 exons. Bases 156 to 1142 code for a protein of 328 amino acids. The record is from RefSeq and is a predicted model, not a curated record.
UUUCAUAUUGAUAAGUUUCCUUCAGUUUUCCAUUCAUCAUAUACGAUGUAGAGUAGCGAACUAUUUGAUCGUCAGUUGUUCAGGGACUAGCCUGUUUGUGUGUAUUUAUCUUUUGAAGGACAGGUAUUUUUUAUUGUUUUUGAAAUUUGUUCAAUAUGACCGACAGGAGAUCAGCUAGAAACAAAGAAGUUCCUGACUAUAAAGCUAUGAAUGAGGGAAAGGGAUUUACUCCCAAGAGGCAAUUAAUUGAACCUGUUCUGGCUUCUCCCAGCCAGUUGUUUGAUUUGAAUGAAGAAGAUUCUACUGUGACACCGCCUGAGGUACUUCCGGAAUUACGUCCAAGUUCAGAUUUGGCCGAAAAAGAGGAAAAAGAGAGGUUGUUGCGGCGUUUGAGUGAGUUGGAUGAGCAUCAGGCUCGUUUACAGGAGCGGAGAGAAUUAGAAAUUCUUCGUAAGAAAGUUGAGGAGAAAGAAGCGUUUGUUAGUGAGUUAGAGAAGUCCCUUCAACCUCAAGCUUCAGAUUUAUCGUCUAGAAAGAAGGGCAGACAUAUUCGUCCCACUACUUCCAGUUCUCGAGGGCAGAAAUCAUCCAAAUCUUCACAUGCCGGUGCAGAAGAUGUACGAGUUCAUAUUCUUUCUGACUCAAUUGCUAAACAUGUGGAUGGCAUUUGGUUUACAAGGGUUCAUGCUUUUCCAGGAAUUAAUUUGGUUCGAUUAACAACCAAGAUUCAACGUGACCCCUCUUUGGUCAACAAGCCUUUUACUAUCAUUCAUGUUGGAACUAAUGAUGUUAAUUCUCAUGACAAGUUGUCAGUUGAUCAAAUUUUGAGUUAUUUUAAUAAUUUGAUUACAGUUAUUCGUAGUAUUUCAUCGACUCAUAUUGUUUUUUCAAGUAUACUUCCUCGUCCAGUUGAUUAUUCUCAGACUAGUUCUAAGGUAAAGUUAUUAAAUCAGAGGUUAGAGGCUAAAUGCAAAGAACGUCAUUGUCAGUUCAUUCAUUCCUAUCGUCCUUUCUUUUACUGUGGUAAACCAAAUCUCGAGGUUUUCGCAGUCAGAGACGGUGGUUUGCACUUAAAUUUUGAAGGGGUUAGACUCCUUCGUAAUUUUUUCAUUCGUACAGUGGCUCAUUUACUGAAAGGCUAAUUUGCUUUGUAAUUUAUUUUUAAAAAAUAGUUAAAAAUAAUUGAUCUUCCCAACUUGUGGCACAGAAGUGUUAUUCUAUUGCAAACAACAAAAGGAGCAACUUUUAUUUUGUUUUUGUGCUCCUCUUUAACUUUCAUUUUAUUUCUUGCAUGACAUAAAUUUCUUUGUUCAUAAAUUUUCUAUUUGCUUGUAUUGUAACAUUUGUAUAUUAGCAUCCAUUUUAUUAUUUUCAUCUUGAUGUCAGUUUAAUGGGAUAUCAUAUUGUAGACUUGGGUUGUUUUAGCUUUGAGGGAAGUAUUUUAUUUCCUCGGCUAUUGUUGCUCAUAUGAUGUUAGCAUCUUUAUAUCAUCUGUGAGUUUUUCCUUUUAAAGGAGGUAUAUUUACUCCUUUGAGGAUUUGGGAAUAAGUGGUAAUGGUAUCUUGACGUUACCCUUGUUUCUUUUUUCAUCUUUAUCUUUGGGUACCCAUUUUUCUGACAUCUUGAUUCAUCAUUUUUGAAUGCUGUUAUUUUGCUUUGCUAUUGCUUUUAAUUUACUUUUUGUUUGCUUGUAAUUUUGCACAGAGCUUCCUUUAAGAAUUAUUAUUUAUUUAUAUAUAUUUACUUAAAACUGUUUAAUCCCUUAGAGUAAUGAUAUUUUUGGUAAUUGUCUUGAUGGUAGCUCUGUGUUAACUUACAUUUCUUGUACUUAUAUAUUAUGCUUUUGUAUAUAAUUUUGUUCUGCUUUAUGUUUGGCCGGGAGUUGGCGGUUUUGUUCCUAUUCAUUCUGUAUUUCUCAUGAAUAGAUCAUUCUAUCUUUGUUUAAAUAACAUUUAUUUUCAUUGAUGUUGUAAAGUGUUUAUGUGUAUACUGCAUAACACUGAUUCAUUAUUUCAAUUUGUAUUUGACUUAUCGUUGUUUACGUGUCUGCUAGCUCUAAUAAAUCAUAUUAUUAUUUGAAAUUGCCUUUUUUGGUUUUGACAUAAUUUGAAGCAUUUUGUUUACAAUAAAAUCUUUUAAUUAUGGAUAAAACAGCCUUUCUCAUUGGUUGUUCUUUAUAUAGGUCAGAGGUCAUUUUUGUACUAUUACUCCAUUCCAUUUGUUGUAUAUCAAUAAACAACCUUUUUGAUUGGUUACUUCACCAGUUAGGUCAAGGGUCACUUUUGUAUCAUUACGCCAAACUGUAUUUAAGUUAGGUUUUGGCGCCUUUUAGUUACAGUUUUUGUCAAGACACGUUUCCAGUCGGUUGUUUUCUUCGAUUUUGCCACUCCCUCCCGCCCUUUUUGUGUUCUUUAUUGUUUAGCUUGUUUAGUUCUGUAUUGCAUGUUUUUAAUCUGUUUAUGUUUCAUUUUUAAUUAUUUCCGCUUAUAUAUUCUAUUACAUUUGUUAAAGCGGUUUUGUUCCUAUUCAUUCUGUAUUUCUCAUGAAUAGAUCAUUCUAUCUUUGUUUAAAUAACAUUUAUUUUCAUUGAUGUUGUAAAGUGUUUAUGUGUAUACUGCAUAACACUGAUUCAUUAUUUCAAUUUGUAUUUGACUUAUCGUUG